Mauremys reevesii (Reeves's turtle) is the source of this 4096-nucleotide messenger RNA. RefSeq names its product VPS35 endosomal protein sorting factor like (gene VPS35L). The transcript is spliced from 31 exons. Lineage: Eukaryota; Metazoa; Chordata; Testudines; Geoemydidae. The record is from RefSeq and is a predicted model, not a curated record. Gene Ontology annotation, cellular component: endosome. Gene Ontology annotation, biological process: endocytic recycling. Bases 582 to 3332 code for a protein of 916 amino acids.
GCGGGAGUUGGUUCCUGGGGCAGGGUCCUUGAUCUUCCCCUAUCUGGAGCCAACGGGACCAAAGCAAACCCCGGCUACAGACUCCUGAGCAGCGGCUGCGGACUUCCCUGUCCCCCAGUUUAAAGGAAAUAGGGUGAAAGGCGCCUCCGCUCUGUCAGCCUGUCCCUCCGCUAACUCAGUCCGAAAGCACCGUGCAAAACUGCCGUGUACUCGCUUCCCCCCGCCCAGGGUGCGAGGCUCACCUGGUUGGGAGGUGCAUGCAGUGGAGCUGUGGUAAAGCUUAAUUCCCUCCUUUCCUACAGUCUGUGCCAGUAGCCCUGACCAAAGCUUUCUGUGCUGUAAGGGGCUUCCACAGUAACACAAAUAUCAGGAACAACACCAAUAACUUCCUCCUUGCUUCAGGACUGCUGCUUUGGAAUGGGUCUAAAAGGAAGCCUGAAGCCUAAAUGAAAUAGCAGCAUCCAAGGUCUAGAAAUUACACAUCAGAGUUUGAAUCAUGCAGACUGGAGGCUGUACCUGUGGAAUUUGGGGACUACCAUCCACUGAAACCCAUUACAGUUACUGAAUCCAAGACCAAGAAAAUGGGUCGGAAAGGAAGUACUUCCUCUACCUCCUCCUCUUCUUCCAGUUCAAUGAUAGACCCACUAAGCAGUGUGUUGGAUGGCACUGAUCCCUUGUCAUUGUUCGCAGCAACAGCAGAUCCAGUGACUACUGCAGCUAACACGGAUAGUACAAGAAAGAAACGUGAUAAAGACGACAGCUUGGUUGUAGGAAGUGACUUUGAACCAUGGUCAAGCAAACGUGGUGAAAUCCUUGCUAGAUACACAACGACUGAAAAACUCUCCAUUAAUCUGUAUAUGAGUUCUGAAAAAGGAAAAGCUACGACGCCUGGCUCAGCAGUUUCUGAGAAGGUGCGAACAAGGCUAGAAGAGCUGGAUGACCUUGAAGAGGGUUCACAGAAAGAGCUGUUGAAUUUGACUCAGCAGGAUUACAUGAAUCGGAUUGAAGACCUCAAUCAGUCACUGAAGGAUGCCUGGGCCUCUGAUCAGAAAGUAAAAGCUCUAAAAAUAGUUAUCCAGUGUUCUAAACUUCUUUCGGACACAACAGUAAUCCAGUUUUAUCCAAGUAAAUUUGUUCUAAUUACAGAUAUACUUGAUACAUUUGGAAAACUAGUAUAUGAAAGAAUUUUAUCCAUGUGUCUGGAUAAUCGCGGCUCUUUACCAGAUAAUUUUACUCCAGAAAGUGUUAAUGAUACUGCCAAAGAAACCUGUUUAAACUGGUUCUUCAAGAUUGCUUCAAUCAGAGAGCUCAUUCCCAGAUUCUAUGUGGAAGCAGCAAUAUUGAAAUGCAACAAGUUUCUGUCCAAAACGGGAAUUUCAGAAUGUCUCCCGCGACUAACGGCUAUGAUUAGAGGAAUUGGAGAUCCACUGGUUGCAGUCUAUGCAAGAGCGUACCUGUGCAGGGUUGGGAUGGAAGUGGCUCCUCAUCUUAAAGAAAGCCUUAACAAGAAUUUUUUUGACUUCCUUCUAACAUUUAAGCAAAUGCAUGGAGAUACUGUUCAGAAUCAGCUGGUAGUGCAGUGUGUGGAGAUUCCAUCGUAUUUGACUCUCUACUCUCCUGCUAUAGAUUGGAUUUUACAGUGUAUUGCGUACCGUGCUCCCGAGAUUCUGCUUACCGAGAUGAUGGAGAGAUGCAAGAAACUGGGGAACAAUGCCUUGCUGUUGAAUUCAGUGAUGUCAGCAUUCAGAGCAGAGUUUAUUGCUGCAAGAUCUAUGGAUUUUAUUGGCAUGAUUAAAGAGUGCGAUGAAUCUGGAUUCCCCAAGCAUCUUCUCUUUCGCUCUUUGGGGUUAAACUUGGCCAUGGCUGAUCCUCCUGAAUGUGAUCGCCUUCAGAUAUUAAAUGAAGCCUGGAAGGUUAUCACAAAAUUGAAGAACCCACAGGAUUAUAUUAACUGUGCAGAAGUGUGGGUGGAGUAUACCUGCAGACACUUUACGAAGCGUGAGGUCAAUACUAUUUUGGCAGAUGUUAUCAAACACAUGACUCCAGAUCGUGCAUUCGAAGAUGCCUAUCCACAGCUUCAGUCAAUUAUUCAGAAAAUUAUCACCUAUUUCCAUGACUUUUCUGUACUUUUUUCAGCGGAGAAAUUCUUACCAUUCCUGGAUAUGUUCCAAAAAGAAAGUGUGAGAGUGGAGGUUUGCAAGUGCAUUAUGGAAGCUUUUAUUAAACAUCAACAAGACGCUACUAAAGACCCUGUCAUACUCAAUGCUCUUCUACAUGUGUGCAAGACCAUGCAUGAUUCUGUGAAUGCACUAACACUUGAAGAUGAAAAGAGAAUGUUAGCAUCUUUGAUAAAUGGAUUUAUAAAAAUGGUAUCGUUUGGUCGGGACUUUGAGCAGCAGCUGAGUUUUUAUGUUGAAGCCAGGUCAAUGUUUUGCAAUCUGGAGCCUGUUCUUGUCCAGCUGGUUCAUUCUGUGAACCAACUGGCAAUGGAAACAAGAAAAGUGAUGAAAGGAAAUCAUUCCAGAAAGACAGCCGCAUUUGUCAGGGCUUGUGUUGCCUUCUGCUUCAUUACAAUUCCAUCUCUGACUAGUAUCUUUGCACGUCUUAAUUUGUACCUGAACUCUGGACAGGUUGCCCUGGCAAAUCAGUGCCUUUCACAAGCUGAUGCUUUUUUCAAAGCUGCAGUGAGCCUUGUUCCUGAAGUGCCAAAGAUGAUCAAUAUAGAUGGGAAGAUGCGGCCCUCUGAACCAUUCCUCCUGGAAUUCUUCUGUAAUUUCUUUUCCACUUUAUUAAUUGUGCCUGACCAUCCAGAACAGGGAGUGUUGUUUCUGGUGCGAGGACUACUCAAUGUGAUCCAGGAUUAUACAUGGGAGGAUAAUAGUGAUGACAAAGUUCGGAUUUACACCAAUGUUUUGCAUCUACUCUCGGCAAUGACUCAGGAGACCUAUAUCUACCACAUAGACAAAGUUGAUUCCAAUGACACCCUCUAUGGUGGAGACUCCAAGUUCCUGAUUGAAAUUAACAAGCUGUGUGAGGCGGUGAUUGCUCAGAUCCUGGACCAUCUGAAGACCCUUGGACAGGAGGAGACUCUGAAGCGCCAAAGCCAGCUGGCUCUCUACUUCUUUAAUAGUAUUUUAGCUCAUGGAGAUCUACGGAACAACAGACUAAACCAGCUUUCAGUCAAUCUCUGGAACCUGGCACAGAAGCACGGUUUUGCUGACACCAAGACCAUGGUGAAAACAUUGGAAUACAUCAAGAGGCAAAGCAAACAACCCGAAAUGAGUCAUUUUACAGAGCUGGCACUAAGACUCCCUCUGCAAUCCAGGACCUGAUGAAUGUUACCCUUUCCAGAGUCAUCUGUAACGAAGGGCAUGUUGCCAAGUCCAUAAAAUAGAAGCUUUAUCCUGAGCUUUUAUUAGAGUUCAAUGUAUUUUCAUUUUUAAGUUUCACUUAAGAGCAUGACAGAUUGAUUUGGACAAGGUAAAGCUGUUCUAACCAAGUGGAAUAAUUUGAGCUAAGUUUGGUUCCACUGAUGUCAUUAAACAGAAACUGAUUGAAAUAUUUAGAUUCAGUAAAGUGUAUCUUAAAAUUUCUGAUGGCAAAUAACAUUCCAGACCUGAAUUUGACAUGACUCAAACCACAUAGGAAGAAAAUUAUCCACAUAAGCAUAUUCAGGAGUUCCCCCUUCCCCCAUCUUCAUUCCAUUUAGGACAUAUUAUUCUCUCCUGUGUGGGAGCAAUAUGUUGAUGUAACAUCCUACUUCAUGAUCAGCAGUAGUUCUAGAUGAGAAUUAUGCCUGACUUUUUUGUAGACAGGGUUGUUUCCAAUAUUCAUGUGGCCAGUUCCAAUCUAACAGGAAUAUGGCUGAGAUGUUACUGUUUUCUGGAUUUGAAAAAUCAUUUUUGUAAUACACUUUCACCAACAUGUUUAUGCUUUUCAUUUUAGUCUAAAAAUGUUUUGUAAAAUGGAGGGAACCUCUACAUUUAAUCUGGCAAUCAGUGGGAACGUCUUCAGAGGAAAAUGCAAAUGUAUUUCAAGUCCUCUGGGUUUUCAGUCCAAAUGCACAGUAUGAUCAAAUAAAAACUGUUAAUGGGCA